AUGAGUUUUUCGAAACCCAAUUUACCACCAGCAUUGCCAGUGGCAAUAAAACGAGAAAAAGAUGAAACGUUUUCUCUAUCUGGUUCCGUAUCUAUUCCUGGUAGCAAUGGCAGCAGCAUUUUACGUAAAGACUCUAUUGGCUGGGGUGCCGAAGAUUUUUUGGGAAUGAUUUCACACACCCCACCAGCUUUUUCGCCUGGUAGUUUGACUAUGCCCAUGACCAAAAGAGGGCGUAGUGGCAGCAUAUCGAGUCGUCUGUUAAGUGCCUCGGAUCUAGAAGAACGUGGCUACAUUGACAGAUACCAAAAGGGUGUACUUAAGGACCUUAUUAUCAGCGGAGACGAAGCACUCCAAAAAGCAUUGGAAAAAUUUGAUGCCGGUGAUCCAACUACACUUGAAGCCAUGUUGGACAGUGGCGCACUGAAUCGAAAAUCAUCGUCAAUUGAUCUUUUGGAUGAUCUGGAUCUUGGUUUUCUCAAUGUUGGCUCCUUGGGUGAUACCCCUAAAGAUGAGUUUCAAUCAGGAGCAAGAAACCAAUCACUGGAUGAAUGGGAUGAACUUGGUUUCGACUCGUCUUUUGCAGAUGUUUCUGCUCGUGAUAUUUUAGACGGAGAGUUCUAUAGCUCUUCGCUUGGCGCUUCUUUGCCCAAUUCAUUGCCAUCCAUGGGUCUUGGGAUUACUCCACCUGCAGGUUUCAGUUUUGCAGAGGACUUUUUGGAAAACAAAGUUAAAACUGAGCCGGGACGCACAACAGAUGGCAAAAAUAAUGGAUCUAGUGGUAAAGCCAGCACGGGUACCACCACAGCAAAUACUUCGUCUGCAGCUUCGAUCGCCGCAGUCGCAUCAAGUCUAUCAACAUCUCGUCCCAUUGGAAUUCCAGGAGCUGCUAGUGCUGGCAUUGCACGAACAUUCGGUGGUAUGGACGGGACUAAAGGAAAAGAUGGUCAGAAGCAGAAUUUUGUGGGUGUUUAUUCGCCCGACUCGAGACAAAAACGGAUUGAAAAGUUUCUUGACAAGAGACAGAAACGUGUAUGGCGGAAAGAGGUCAAGUAUGAUGUGCGCAAAAAUUUUGCCGAUUCACGACUGCGAGUAAAGGGCCGUUUUGUGAAAAAAGAGGACGAGCAAUUGCUGCGUGAGUUGCUGAGCUUUACGUAA
Molecule: messenger RNA, 1155 nt
Organism: Peronospora farinosa
Lineage: Eukaryota; Oomycota; Peronosporomycetes; Peronosporales; Peronosporaceae
Source: the annotation of a GenBank genome assembly